CCGAUAAUACUGUAAUAUGAUUUUUAUAUAAUACUUUUCACUAAUUUUCCUAUAUUACCAAUUUGAUCAGAAUUUCAAAACUAAAAAUGUACACUUUGCUUUCGGGAUUACUGCGACAUGCUCUGAAGAAAGACGAAUAUUGUAUCUUAAUUCUGGGACUUGACAAUGCUGGAAAAACGACAUUUUUGGAGCAAACCAAAACAAAAUUUACAAAAAAUUACAAAGGAAUGAAUUUGGGGAAAAUUACAACAACAGUUGGCCUGAAUAUUGGAAAGAUUGACAUCAGUGGAUCAAGGCUUAUGUUUUGGGAUCUUGGUGGACAAGAAGAAUUACAAAGUCUUUGGGAUAAAUAUUUUGCGGAAUCACAUGGCAUCAUUUACCUUGUAGAUUCUGUCGAUGUUGAUAGGAUACAAGAAUCCAAACAAGCUUUCGACAAAAUGUUGCGGAGUGAAGCACUUGAUACUGUUCCCUUACUGGUGUUGGCAAACAAGCAAGAUGUAUUAUCAUGCGCUACAGUCUUGGAUAUUAAGAAGGCUUUUCAUGAUUCCUCCACUCAUAUUGGCAACCGAGAUUGUAUGAUAAGAUCUGUAUCUGCUCUAACAGGUCAAGGUGUGAAUGAAGGCAUUGAAUGGAUGGUGAAAUGUGUUCAAAGAAAUCCUUACAGGCCACCGAGACAGAAAGAUGGUGCAUGAUUAAAAUAACAUCGAUCCAUUUCAUACAGUAUCUAAACACUGUCCGAAAUGUUUGCUUAAACUCCAAGGGCACAAGUAUUUUCUCCUUGUUUCUGAUACUAAUCGUCGUUUAACACUCAAUAUUCGGAUGAAA
This is a messenger RNA of Styela clava, 825 nucleotides long. The record is from RefSeq and is a predicted model, not a curated record. Lineage: Eukaryota; Metazoa; Chordata; Ascidiacea; Stolidobranchia; Styelidae.